Messenger RNA from Gavialis gangeticus (Gharial), 4949 nucleotides. It is a transcript of the gene KIF24, whose product is annotated as kinesin family member 24. NCBI's taxonomy places the organism in Eukaryota, Metazoa, Chordata, Crocodylia, Gavialidae. Gene Ontology annotation, biological process: microtubule-based movement. Bases 9 to 4421 code for a protein of 1470 amino acids. Gene Ontology annotation, molecular function: microtubule binding; microtubule motor activity; ATP binding. The transcript has 13 exons. The record is from RefSeq and is a predicted model, not a curated record.
GCGUUCGAAUGCGGCGGGCGGCGUUGCCAUGGGGACGCGGCCUAGCGGCCGGCGCGGAGCCUGCGUGGAGUGAAGGCCCGGGCGGGCCGCGCGGUCCGGGGUUUAAACGGAAGAUGUCAUCCUGCCUGUAUGAGUGCCUUUGUGAGGCAGAGCUUGAAAAAUAUUAUCCACACUUUGCUGCCCUUGGCCUUCAGAAGAUAGAUGAACUAGCCAAGGUUUCCAUGAAAGAUUAUGCCAAACUCGGGAUCCAUAACAUGAAUGACCGCAAGCGUCUCUUUCAACUCAUAAGAAUCAUCCAAAUUAUGCAGGAAGAGGAGGAAAGAGCAGACACAGCCAAGGAAGAUUUUCAAGCAAGUGGCCAUUUCCUCCAGCCUCAGGUGACCAGAUCAGGUCCUCGCAGACAGCUGCGUUUUGAGUCCCUCUUUGAAAAAAAGGAUGGAACAGUUAAAGACUGUGAAACCGGAUCAUAUGGUUUAUCUGAUUUUUCUGCCAGUGAAGAUGGUUUAGUGGACAUGUUGGGACAUGUUCCAGAAGCUGACUUGGGUUACAAUAAAGCAGCCAGAAGAGAAACCCUGACUGCUUCUGGGGCGUGCACAGAACAUGACGUGGACUAUCCUACAAUGUAUUCAUCAAAUAAUAUUGCCCCUCUGCUGGGGAGUUCUGAAGCCCCCAUCAUACAAAGAGUAACUCAUAUUUCAGGGUAUAAUUAUGGACUACCUCAUUCUUGCAUCAGAUCAAAUACCUCGGAAAAAGAGACACCGUGGACAGAGACUGACAAAAUCCGCGUGUGUGUCCGGAAGCGUCCAUUGGGCCUGAGAGAGGAGCGGCGCGGGGAAGUCAACAUCAUCACGGUGAAAGAUAAAGAAACCCUACUUCUUCACGAGAAGAAGGAGGCGGUGGAUCUUACCCAGUAUAUUUUGCAACAUGUUUUUUAUUUUGAUGAAGUCUUUGGGGAAGCAUGUACCAAUCAGGAUGUGUAUAUGAAGACUGCUCAUCCCCUCAUUCAGCAUGUUUUUAACGGAGGCAACGCCACCUGCUUUGCAUAUGGGCAGACUGGUGCUGGCAAGACUUACACUAUGAUAGGCACUCACCAGAACCCUGGACUCUAUGCGCUGGCUGCUAAAGACAUCUUUAGACAACUGGAGGCAUCCCAGCCAAGGAGAGAUCUCCUUGUGUGGAUCAGUUUUUAUGAGAUCUACUGUGGACAGCUUUAUGACCUGCUAAAUGGAAGGAAAAGACUCUUUGCAAGAGAAGAUAGCAAGCAUGUGGUGCAAAUAGUUGGACUGCGUGAGGUUCAGGUGGAUACCGUAGAUCUCCUUUUAGAGGUGAUUUUGAAGGGUGGGAAGGAGCGCAGUACUGGGGCUACUGGCGUCAACUCAGAUUCUUCCCGUUCACAUGCUAUCAUCCAGAUUCAGGUUAAAGAUGCAGCUAAGAGAACAUUUGGGAGGAUCUCGUUCAUUGACUUGGCCGGCAGCGAGAGGGCAGCUGAUGCCAGAGACUCAGACCGACAAACAAAAAUGGAAGGAGCAGAAAUAAACCAAAGUCUUUUAGCUCUGAAGGAGUGCAUUCGGGCUCUGGAUCAGGAACAUGCUCAUACUCCUUUCAGGCAAAGCAAAUUAACUCAGGUACUGAAGGAUUCUUUCAUUGGGAACUCCAAGACAUGUAUGAUAGCCAGCGUGUCACCUAGCCACAUAGCAACAGAACAUACCUUGAACACACUGCGGUAUGCUGACAGGGUAAAAGAGCUGAAGAAGGGAAUGAAGUGUUGUACCCCUGUCACAAGCAGACAUCGGACAGCCGGAAAUCCGUCUCCCAAGCGCAUCCAGAACUCGCCAUCGGUGCAGGGUGGAGAGAAGAGCUCUCCAAAGAAGGUGAAGCUGGGACUCCAGCAUCCUCUGACUUCUGUGAGGAUAAAGGCGUGUGCUUCUGUGUUCCACGCAGCUGGCAUCCCUUUCUCCUCUACCCCCAAAGGAGCCAACAAAAGUCAUACCCACAAACCAAACUCCAGCUCGCCAUGGCUCCAUCACCCCAGUCCAGUGAAAGGAAUGCUCCCCACAGGACAUCUCAUGAAGAAAAAGAUGGAUCUGACACCGCUGUCAGAAAAGAACCAUUUUGUGAAGGAUUUUGUGGUCAAAACAGCUGGAACCCCAGAAGCAAAAGAAAGGAGCCAAGGAGAUACUGGCAUGCAAGAUAAACAGCCAGUCAGAUGCCUGAAAGUGCAGACAGUGCAACCUGUCCAGAAGCAACUCAUUUCCAGAGAGGACUUUUCUCUUGGAGACAUAAAUUAUCCAUCAGACAGCAGUCAGAGCCCUGGAAAUACAUUCCUUAAGCAGUGCGUUGAAACCUGGACAGACCUUUCUCCGUACCGGAAGGGAAGGGAAGAACAUUUGCGUCUUUACCACCAGCAGUUUCAGCAGCCACCGAUUCUCCAGCAGAAGCUGAACUAUCAACCGCUAGAAAGAUUUUUAGCCCAAUACAAGCCCCAGGAAAUUAGGGUUAAGCCAGAGCAGAGCCUGACACUCAGAGAUGCACAGUGCAAAGAUGGGAUGCAGCUGGAAGAGCUGGAUGACAGUGAUUUUAGUGAGGACUCUUUUUCCCCAGUGUGCACCCAAGAGACAGCGAAAAAGAAAAACCCCAGUGACUGCAGCCAGCAUUCAUUUUUCCUUCAUCAGCGAGAACAAGGAGUGGAGGAAGAGCAGAAAGUCUGCAGGAAGCCUGGCUUAUUCUUCAACUAUGCAAUGCAUAUGGAAGAGCAUGAACUAGAUGACAGCUGGGAUUAUAGCAAAGGCUCCUCAUUUCCAAAGACAAAGGAGUCAAUUAAAGAUGCAGAAAAGAGGAUGCAGUCUGACUGGAGCAUAGAGGGUGAUGUGACUAUUGAUUCUUCACUGAGCGACCAGACUGCAGAAAAGCCUUAUUGCUUGCAUGAAGAUCUUGUCUGGAGCUGGAAGGACAACAUAGACUUGUCAGCUGAUCACGGCCAGUACAGCUCCAAACACAAAUCUCAGGUUUCUCCUGGUGAAAGCUCCUUAUUCCCAGAUAAGGACACACAGUGUCCAUGUGUGCCCUACCUAUUGGACUCAGGGCCUGCAGGAUGCAAAGAGAUUAAUCUUCACCCUGCACAAAGGGAAGACUCCAUCAAAGGCAGACAGGCUCCUGUUGAAGGAAACAUAGAAGGGAAGAAUCUGAUAAAUGCAGCUUCUAAUACUUCAUCAGAAUUCACUUCUGAGCUGAUGGCCCCUCUGACCUUGUCUCUCCUUGAUGAUGAGGAGGCAGCUGAUCCAGAGAACCACCCUCCUGCCCAGGAAGGGGCCAUCCAUGUGAAACAGAUGCUGGAGACGAAAGUCUGCAGCCCCAGAAAGAAAUUGGAGGGAGAGGCCAGAGCAUUUCUUAGAGAUGAAACCUCUCCAAUAGGCAGCGUGCCUGAGCUGGGGGAACAAAUGCACCACUGUGAAAUGAAAUACACUGAGCAUCGUACCUUGCACACGGAGAACAUGUGGCUUUCACAGGCCUGUCCUGAGCCACAGCUUUGCUGCGGCCUGGAAGAUUCAGCCCUGCUGAAUGUCUGCCACGGGUCUGUUAAUGCUUUAUUUCCUAAAGAUGCAGGCUUGACAGAAGACUCCAGAUCUGGAGCCAGAGACCCCUGCAAAGAGAAGGAGGGUUUAUUCUUUCUUAGUCAUCUCAAGUGUGGCGAAUGCGUGGACAGCAGACACUAUGAGGCUGAUACUGAAGAUGCUACCAGCAGCCUGUUAAACUGCCCAGGAAAACCCAGCCUGGGUAAAGCAACAGGUGUUAGUCCCAUGUCUCAAACUGUAUGUGUGGACACACCUGCAAAGGGCUGUUUUGCAAGCCCCCCACCCAUUCCUAAUGAGGAGAGUGAGGAAGGCACAGUCCACUCCCCUCCUCAAGAAACCAGCCUGCUCCAACCCAGCUCAGAAUUCAGGCCGAAGGACUUCAGCCGUGCUGAAGACAUGUUCAAGUUGUCAUUCAGUGGCGAGGAGUUGGGACUGCUUCAGAAUAAACUGGUGCAAAGUCUUUUUCCACAAAGCAGCUUUGAUGCUGCAGAAGUUACCAAAGAGAUUAAAUCGUUAGCAAAUCCAAACAGUCCCCCAAGCACCUCGAUCCUCAGAGACCUGACCGAUGCCUCAGAAACAUCAGACCUGCCCCUGGAAGUCCUGGGAGAAGCACAGCAGGCUGUGAUCCGAGCCCAUCGAGAGCAGCUGGAUGAAAUGGCGGCCUUGCGUCUGCAGGAAGAGUGCUUGCUUAGGCAGGUGGCAGAAGUGGAUUUUGAAAACUUUGUGAGCAACCUGGAUGAAAUCCUGAUUCUGAAAUCCAAGUGCAUCCAAAGCAUGCGAGCCCAGCUUCAGCUCUACUUGGCCUGUCCCAGGGCCAACUCCACGCUGCAGAGAGCUACGUCAUCUUAGCCCACCCGCGGCUGCAUCCAUGCCAGGCUUUCAGCAGUUGUGGAAGCAAGCAGCUGUGGUAGCAAGCAGCUGUUGUUUCACCUGGGGGUGUCAGGUAUUCUGCAGCAAACAGGAGGGCUGGGUUGGGGUUUGCUGUUUUGUUUGGCGUGUAUUUGUAAUGUGCACUGAGAGAUUUGUAGGUAAAUGAAUGGUCUGAGGACCUGAUGGAAGCCCAGAGCGUUGUGUUUCUAUAUGGUGUCUUUAUACGGUGAGACCACGUGCUUCAGAGCAAUAACUCGGCAGCCUUGUAGCACGCAGCGCAGCAACAGGGUUCACAGAGAACGGGAUUCACACCAGUCAAAGGCACUUCUAUGCUGCCAGAAAAUAACUGAGCAAGAGAAAGUGCUUUGAAAGCCUACAAGUCAGUGAAAAGAAAGAAUCAAAAGCUUUCCAAGAAAACAGCAUUCGUCCAAGGCGAGGAAAUGGGAGGGAACAGCUGCUUCGAAUAAAUAAGGCGGCAAAUUUUUAAUAAAAAUUGAGACAAGAUGA